GGCCAUGUAGCACUGCAAGCUUGCUCGAUAUAAACCCCUUUCAAACACACUGCCAUCAUCAGUCCCAGUCCAGGUCUAGAUCACAACAACACCACCACCAGCAGCAGCACCAGCACGCACGUAGAACUAGCGACAUGGCCGACGAGGAGGGUUGCAUGUACGCGGUGCAGCUGGCGUUGUCGUCGGUGCUGCCGAUGACGCUCAAAGCCGCCAUCGAGCUGGGCCUGCUGGAGACCCUGGUGGGUGCCGGCGAGGGGACGCUGAGUCCGGAGGAGGUGGCCGCAAAGCUGCCGGCCAAGGCCAACCCGGAGGCGGCGGCCAUGGUAGACCGCAUGCUGCGGGUGCUAGCCUCGCACGAGAUCGUGUCGUGCGUGGUAGAGGAGGGCAAGGACGGCAGCCUCUCCCGUCGCUAUGGCGCCGCGCCGGUGUGCAAGUGGCUCACCCCCAACGAGGAGGGCGUCUCCAUGGCCGCCUGGGCCAUCAUCGCCCAGGACAAGAUCUUCAUGGACACCUGGUGCUACUUGAAGGAUGCCGUCCUUGAGGGUGGCAGCCCGUUCAAGAAGGCGCUCGGGAUGUCAUGGUUCGACUACGCCGGCACCGACAUGCGCUUCAACCACCUCUACAACGAGGCCAUGAAGCACCACUCCGGCAUCAUCACCAAGAAGCUCCUCGAGCUGUACACGGGCUUUGAUGGGCUCGGCACCCUCAUGGACGUCGGCGGCGGCAUCGGCACCACCAUCCACGCCAUCACCUCCAAGUACCCGAGCAUCAAGGGGAUCAACUACGACCUCCCCCAUGUCAUCUCCGAGGCGCCGCCAUACCCUGGCGUGCAGGUGCAGCACGUGGGCGGCGACAUGUUCGAGCAGGUGCCCUCCGGCACCGAUGCCAUCCUCAUGAAGUGGAUCCUCAACUGCUUCAGCGACCAGCAGUGCGCGACGCUGCUCAAGAACUGCUAUGACGCGCUGCCGGCGCACGGCAAGGUGAUCAACAUCGAGUGCAUCAUGCCGGUGAACCCGGACCCGACGCCUAGCGCGCGUGGGCUGAUCCAGAUCGACAUGAGCCUGCUCGCCUACAGCAAUGGUGGCAAGGAGAGGUACCAGAGGGAGCUCGAGAAGCUCGCCAUGGGCGCCGGGUUUGCCAGCGUCAAAUCCACCUAUAUCUACGCCAACUUCUGGGCCCUAGAGUACACCAAGUAGCAAAUAUCUCUUCUAGCUCUCCCCUGCAUCAAAAAUAUACUGAAUAAAAUAAAAUUCCAGCUAGUGCAGAUCGUGGGAUGACACGGUCAGCGUACGAGCUGCGAUAGGCACGAUUAGUUAUGCAUGUACGGAGAGCUCCGCUCCAAGAGAAUAAAAUGAAGAGAUCAGAAAAGCCGCAGAUUGCGCACGGC
This is a messenger RNA of Triticum aestivum (bread wheat), 1387 nucleotides long. Its product is annotated as tricetin 3',4',5'-O-trimethyltransferase-like. The record is from RefSeq and is a predicted model, not a curated record. The coding region runs from base 135 to 1196 and encodes 353 amino acids. Gene Ontology annotation, molecular function: O-methyltransferase activity; protein dimerization activity. The transcript is spliced from 2 exons. NCBI's taxonomy places the organism in Eukaryota, Viridiplantae, Streptophyta, Magnoliopsida, Poales, Poaceae.